This is a messenger RNA of Antechinus flavipes (yellow-footed antechinus), 1363 nucleotides long. RefSeq lists its product as uncharacterized. The transcript has 9 exons. The coding region runs from base 52 to 795 and encodes 247 amino acids. The record is from RefSeq and is a predicted model, not a curated record. Lineage: Eukaryota; Metazoa; Chordata; Mammalia; Dasyuromorphia; Dasyuridae.
GCCAGAACUGUAGUCUAAACUGGCCCUGCAUUUAGCUGUAAAGAGGCUAAAAUGAGACUGUGGCUUCUGAGCUUGGUGGCAGGGAUUGCCCUGGGAGUGGCCGGGACUCCCCUGGGAAAAGUCUCCAUGGGGAGAGAACAAAUCGAGGAGAAAAAGGAGGUACAGGACAAGCCCAAGAAAAUGAAGAGACAAAUCUUUAUAACUGGUGCUUACACAGGAUUGAGUGCUCCAGGUCUUAAUAUAAGUGAAUUUAUUACAGUUUCAAGUAAACCUAUGAUGUACCAUUUGGAUAGCUCUAAGAAAGGAAAAGAAGAAAAAGGACAAAUAGAGACUGAUCCCUACAAAAAGCCUCUGAGCCUUCCAAGAACCAUCCUCCUCCAGUUGCUUAACCUGACAGAGCCUAUGAAUAGGAGCUCAGAAAUGGAUUUCAUCAAUUGGAAUCUAAAUGCCAGCAUUAUCAGAGAUCUCUGUGAUGGCUGCUGUGAAGGGAGCAAGGAAGAAAAGCCAAAUCUAAGAAGGCAACCAAGAGAACUACCCAAGCUUCCCAGGAAGAGAAAACCUGGUCGGUGGACAAUUCGUGGUAGGCCGGCUCUCCCACCUGAAAACAGUUCCAUCAAUGUGGUGAUGAUGAUGUUUCAUAAUGACACUCAUAGUGGCUCUCAAGCUAAGGAAGUCACACAACAGACUGAGGACCUCAGAGGAGAGUGGUGUUCUGUGUGCUGUGAAGAGGAUGAAACCCUCCAGGCCCUUGAGAGAAGAGAGGGAGAAGAAGUCAGAGAAGUUUCUCCUGCAUGAGCUGGAAGAACAAGGACCCAACCCAACUACUGAUCUACAUGGAAGCUUUGACCUUUUCCAUUUCUGACCUGGGCCCCUCCUUAGCAGUCCGCAAAAUGGCAGCAGAUUUAACCUGGUUAAGUUUUAGCCCUGAUGCAUCUUAGAAUGUUACAAUUCAGUUUAACCAUCAGUCUCAGUCUCUCCUGGUAACAGAGAUGAAAGGUUUGCACAAUUAUACCCUGCACAUGAAUAAUUCUUAAUUCAAUGGUAAUUCAGAAUAGAAUUUUUAUCCCCCAUCCCAGUGGGCAGUGGGACCAGGAUGCCCAGAGUUGGGAAUAGGAAAGGGAAAGGCUCAUAGUGCCAAAAGUUUUUAUGAUUUUAAGAGUUAAUGGGUGGAGAUAUUUAGAAACUGAGAAGAGAAAUUAUUUCCCCAAGCUCACACAGGAAAUAAGUGGCAAAAUCCAAAUUAAGUGGGAAGGGAGAAAAACAAAGAAAAAUGAGUUAUAAAUGGAGGGGCAAAGUACAGUAAUCCUUUAUUUGUACAAUCUUUAAGCACACUGAAAAAUAUAUUCUAUAAAAGUGAAGUGAA